Molecule: messenger RNA, 264 nt
Organism: Arctia plantaginis
Lineage: Eukaryota; Metazoa; Arthropoda; Insecta; Lepidoptera; Erebidae
Source: the annotation of a GenBank genome assembly
AUGUUUGUUAGGCGACACCAGGAACUUCAGGACUUUCAGCAAUGCUAUUUACAGAUAAAGGUUUCAAGUGACGAUCGACGCAGUGUGGUGAAGAUCUGGAGAAAGAGUUUCAGAUCCGUGCAUGCACAAAACGGACCGUUUUGGUGGAUCAAAUGUAAUGGUCUGGAGCGGGAUAACCCUAAGACGCAAAACAGAUCUCGAACUUCUCAACGAGAGUUCUGUCAUCGGCCCAACGGUAAGAAGUCCAGACCUGAACUCCAUUGA